CUCUUUGUUCAUUUCAGUGUGCAGACUGCACUACCCGUCCCCUCCGAUCACAAACUGCUCAACACGAUUGUCAGAGAUUUCACUUCCAUGUUUCCAACUGAUAACAAGUAUUUUCCACCAACCCCGUGAGGGCGACACGAGGGGGGAGGGGAGAGGAAAUGUUUGGUGUCAUUGGCUUGUUACACGGACAGACGGGACGAUCGGGGCGAUCGGAUUGUCACCCAGGAAUCAGACUGCUGCACUUUCCAGAUUGAUGAACUCCCAUCGAUACUCUGAUUGAUCAACCUCCAAAAAUAAUCAGUAUUAGAAGACGCGGAUCACACGGCAUUCCGAAUUCCAUUUGUACUCGGUGCACAAUGAGCAAAAGGGAAGAUCUGGAGACGGAGUCAGAUGAAAUGAUGAAGAAUGAAACAAAUGAUGACGGGACUCCGCCCCCGAAGAACACACAAUAUUGGGUCGUCCUCAUCCUUGUGAUUAUUAUAAUGUUCAUGUUCCUUAUUUUGGUCUUCUUCACAAUCCUCCAGUUUAUUCACUAUGGUAAUCUCACAGAGGAGCAGGCACUGCUGAAGAAUGAAGUCGGUAACCUCUCUUCACUACUGCAAGACCUUAAAGGAACAAUCAACAACUUCGUUUUACGUCAGGAAGAUGUCACUUCACGACAGAAAAGCCUCUCCUCAGAGCAGAGGGGUUUCUCUUCACAACUGAGCGACAUUCUUUCCACACUGAGCUCGAAAGAAACGAAAUCUUACAUACUCUCUAGGAAUCUGAGAAAACUUGAGCUGGGGACAAGGCCUCUUUCUAAUGACACUCAGAGGGUUUCGGGAGCUGUGGGGAAACUGGAAGAUGAAAUCUGGAAAGCACACGGCCCUUCUACUCCGUUGUGUGAGACACACUGGGCUCACUAUGGCCUCAGCUGUUACUAUAAGUCUUGGAAAGAGGAAUCUUGGGAAGAUGCCAGGAAAGAGUGCAAGUCCAAUAUGUCUGACCUGGUGGUCGUUAAUGGAGACGAUGAGAUGAAUUUUCUUUAUCACUUUUCGGAGAAGAAUGCCACAUGGAUCGGUCUUGCGGAAAAUCAUGGAACCUGGGAAUGGGUGGACGACACUUCUUAUGUGACGACUCCACGGCAAUGGCUUUAUGGCAUGACUUACACUUCUCCAGCUUCUGAUCUCGAAGGAAAAGGAGAUUGUGCCGUUUUGGUAAAGAGAGAUUCAUGGAGUCAGGAAAGUUGCUCCCACCAAUUCACGUACAUCUGUGAGAAGAAACGUAUUCUCCUGUAAUGCCGAAAAAAAAAAAAAAAAACAUCAAUAAAUAAUACAGCCGGCCUCAUCCAAUAACGCAUUGGUAGUCUAUGUGCAUCGUCUUUUAGUACUGGGACUAUACUGGUUCUAAUAUAUAGGAUAUUGUAACGGAAUGAUCCGUGACACCCAGAGACCUUUGAAGGAUGUGGGGUACUCCUGUGCCAGCGUCACUAAUGACUCUUGGGUCUGGGG
This is a messenger RNA of Rana temporaria (common frog), 1490 nucleotides long. Its product is annotated as C-type lectin domain family 10 member A-like. The coding region runs from base 357 to 1277 and encodes 306 amino acids. The record is from RefSeq and is a predicted model, not a curated record. The transcript is spliced from 13 exons. NCBI's taxonomy places the organism in Eukaryota, Metazoa, Chordata, Amphibia, Anura, Ranidae.